UUUUGGCAUGAAGAUCGACCAUAGACCUUGAUGACAAGUCUGCCUACCUAGGGAGAUCAGAGGUCUCGGGCUUGGAUCUGACGCUUGUUAUUGUUGAUGUGUGGGACAGUGACCCCCCAGCGGUACUGCUCCUGGCUGUGAGGUCUUCCUUGCAGUCUGUUGCCAUUGAUUGGGUUGCGGUGAGGAGUAUGGACGAUCAGACAAGGAUGAUGCAGACUUUAGCAGGGGUGAACAUGGCCGGUCACUCUGUACAAGGGGGGAUGACUUUGCCUCCUCCCCAUGGACACGAUGGGACAGACGGGGACGGCAGAAAGCAGGAUAUAGGAGACAUCCUACACCAGAUCAUGACCAUCACUGAUCAAAGCCUGGAUGAGGCACAAGCAAAAAAGCAUGCGCUUAACUGCCAUAGGAUGAAGCCAGCACUCUUCAGCGUCCUCUGUGAAAUCAAAGAGAAAACAGGUCUCAGCAUCCGAGGAGCACAGGAGGAGGACCCCCCAGACCCGCAGCUUAUGAGACUAGAUAACAUGUUACUGGCUGAAGGUGUAUCUGGACCAGAAAAGGGAGGGGGAGCAGCUGCAGCCGCGGCAGCUGCAGCUGCAUCGGGUGGAUCCUCUGACAACUCAAUAGAACAUUCAGACUACAGAGCCAAACUCAGCCAGAUCCGGCAGAUCUACCACACAGAACUGGAGAAGUAUGAGCAGGCAUGCAAUGAAUUCACAACCCAUGUGAUGAACCUACUGCGGGAGCAAAGCAGGACGCGCCCUAUCUCUCCAAAGGAGAUCGAAAGGAUGGUUGGAAUCAUUCAUAGAAAGUUCAGCUCCAUUCAGAUGCAGCUGAAGCAGAGCACAUGUGAAGCCGUCAUGAUCCUACGCUCAAGAUUUCUCGAUGCCAGGAGAAAAAGACGUAACUUCAGCAAACAGGCCACGGAGAUCCUAAAUGAGUAUUUUUACUCCCACCUCAGCAACCCCUACCCAAGCGAGGAAGCCAAAGAGGAGCUGGCCAAAAAAUGCAGCAUCACGGUAUCACAGGUAUCCAACUGGUUCGGCAACAAAAGGAUCAGGUACAAGAAAAACAUUGGCAAGUUCCAGGAAGAAGCAAAUUUGUACGCAGCAAAGACAGCAGUGAAUGCAGCUCACGCGGUGGCAGCAGCCGUGCAGAACAACCAGACGAGCUCUCCCACUACACCAAACUCCGGUUCCUCUGGUUCUUUUAAUCUCCCAAAUUCAGGCGACAUGUACAUGAAUAUGCAGAGUCUGAAUGGGGAUUCUUACCAAGGGGCCCAAGUUGGAGCCAAUGUGCAAUCACAGGUGGAUACCCUUCGUCAUGUUAUCAAUCAGACGGGCGGAUACAGUGAUGCCUUGGGGGGGAAUUCACUGUACAGCCCACAUCACCUAAAUGCUAAUGGAGGGUGGCAUGAGGCAGCGACCCCUUCCUCUGUCACGUCCCCUACCGAAGGACCUGGCAGCGUGAACUCUGAUACCUCUAACUGAGUGAUUCUUCUCUGAGCUGUGUGCCAUUAGACUCUUUGACCAAGCAUCAUCGCAGCCUUCAUUCAAUACCACGUGAAGCAGUUUCCUAGGCCGGAGGAAGACGGUCACCUCUCUUCUGAUGAACAUAAUAAUUUCUCCAGCUUGGAGGCGCUGCUUUACCUCUUUCAAAUAGGGUCCGACUGCCUCACUGUAAAACCCAUCGGGAACGAGCUGUAGGAUACAAAUAAAACCCAUACAAGACAUCAACAUUUUUUUGGGGGCUAAAUCACCACUUUGAGAGCACUUUAUCUAAUUGGGCCAAGAUCUGCGUUAGCAUCAGUGAAAUGAUCUCCACGUCCCAUCGGCACUUUUUAAUAAAUGGCUAAAACUGACAGAAUGAACUAGCAGCUUUAAAGAGAAAUAUCUGCAUGUCUACCCAGAAUUCCAAGGUUUACUGCGAAAAGAGGCAAUUUAUAUAUCAUUAACAUCUUUUUUUUUUAAAGUUUUUGCUUGUUUUUCCAUGUUAAGCACCGCGUUACUGGUAUUCAUGUAAGCAGACGAUGCAUUCACUUUUAACACAAAUCCACAGACAUGGCACCUAAAUCUGUUCCGAUCAUUAUUUAAACAAUACCGCUUAAUUUAUCUCUCCCAAGAUUCUAUAGGUUGACUGCGUUUUUAUUUAUAUAAGAGUUUGCACUGGAAAGGAAAAAAAUAUCCAUAUCCAUUAAUGGCAAAAGUUGAAGAGCUAUAGAAUAUUCGUAUCCAAAGUAAUAUUUUAACUAUGGAAAUGUCUGUUUUGUCCUAUUUUUCUCAUUUAUUUUUCUCUUUAUUUAGAGAAUUGGUCCAGUGUUUCUUUUAUCUAACUCUUAUUUCAACAACAUACUGAACCCUUUAACAAGGAGGCAUUUUUAUAUAGCAAGCAGGAGGCUGUCUGCACUCAUUACGCCUGAAGAAGACACCUAAGUAGUCUUAAAAGCUUGCAACCUAAUGCAGUUCAGUUAGCCAAUAAAGGUAUGAUCUUUAGCCAGCUUGAUCUUUUUAUUUUUAGUUUUUUGUUUGUUUCUUUUGUUGAAUUAAGCAGACAUUGAAGUAGCCCGAUGAGUAUGUAUAACAUAGGUUGUGAAACUGUGCUGUAAACCAAAGAAACAAAGAAUUUAGACAUGACAUGGGAUUUGGAACGUUGAUUCCACCCAUAUUCUUGAACGGUUUAGUUGUGUUUUUCCUUUAAAAAUGCCUCUUCUGUUCUGGGACUUUAUAUCUCCAUAAUAACAAAUAGUGUGUUAUAGGUCUAAUUAUUUUUUC
Spea bombifrons (plains spadefoot toad) is the source of this 2771-nucleotide messenger RNA. RefSeq names its product PBX homeobox 3 (gene PBX3). The transcript has 9 exons. The record is from RefSeq and is a predicted model, not a curated record. NCBI's taxonomy places the organism in Eukaryota, Metazoa, Chordata, Amphibia, Anura, Pelobatidae. Gene Ontology annotation, cellular component: nucleus. The coding region runs from base 189 to 1490 and encodes 433 amino acids. Gene Ontology annotation, molecular function: DNA-binding transcription factor activity, RNA polymerase II-specific; RNA polymerase II cis-regulatory region sequence-specific DNA binding. Gene Ontology annotation, biological process: brain development; neuron development; embryonic organ development.